Molecule: messenger RNA, 2230 nt
Organism: Nicrophorus vespilloides
Lineage: Eukaryota; Metazoa; Arthropoda; Insecta; Coleoptera; Silphidae
Exons: 13
Coding region: 108-2207 (699 amino acids)
Source: RefSeq, a predicted model, not a curated record
UGUUGGCAACACUAGAGCUUCCUAAGGAUUAUUGCAGAUUAUUGAUUAUGUUUAUUUGAAAAGUGUGAAAGAGUUAUAUUGAUUAGUACACAUUUUGUGAAUGAAUAAUGAAACGUUAUAAUAAUUUCCAAGGUAGCACAGAGAAAAAAAUAAAAGUUGAUGAAAGCUAUGAAGAAUUAUGGGGGUCUGAUCCAGACAUUGAUGACAUCGAUGGUUGUUUUCUGCAAGCCACACAAAUCUGUGAAAAUGAAGACAAACAGAACAUGAGCCAACUGAAUAAUACUGCUAAUACAUAUGAUGAUUUUGCACAAAACAUCAAGGAGGGUACUUCAAAUGAUGCAAGACCUUACUCACAACUAUCAUCAACAAAAAUUCUUAAUGAUACUGUUACUGCAUCAACAAGUAAAAAAACACAUAAUGAUACUGCUAUUGCUUCCACAAGUAAAAAAAUACAUAUUGACACAGCCGUUGCAUCUACAAGCAACUUUUAUAGGAGCAACCAUGCAAAUGUCUUGGAUAAAAAAGUUAAGGAAUUGCAGGCAAUGUAUGAGUCAAAAGAAGGAGAAGUAACUAUAUUAAGAAACCAAAUAAAACAAACCACUCAUUUGUUGAAUACAAAUCAUGCUAGGAAGGAGCAAGAAUUGUUAGACAAACUAAAUUCAUCUAAAGUAGACUUGAAACGCGUUACAGAAGAAUUACAAUUAAAGACCCUUGAAAUUUUUAAUGUGAAAAGAAAAAUAGAAAAUCUGACAAGAUUAUCCUCUAUGGAUGCAAAUUCUCGAGAGAAGUUACUAUCAAAAUCAGUAAAUGACUUAAAUCUUGAAUCAAUAUCCAUAACAACAAAUCCAUUACAAAAAACUAUAUCAAGUAGCAUAUGCAAUAUACCUACAAAAAAUGUAUAUGAAUUCACAUGUAUUUUGAAAGAUCCAAAUGUAACAGAUGAUGCACUGCUUAGCUGCAAAGCAAUUCAUGCUGAAAAAUAUGAAGAGAUUUUUAAUAAUAUCGGUAUGGUUUUGUAUGCGACCACAGAUGACUUAAAAUCCAAAAAAUUAAAACCAUGUAUAAUCAAGUUAUAUGAGUUUACACUGGAAAUCUUACUUAAAUUCCAAGAUCAUUUAGUACAGUUUGAAAAGUGCAUACAAUGUGAAACCAUUAGGAAAAUGGACUUGUACUAUUUAAUGGAUACACAUAACUUGUUAAAAGGGAAUACAUGCAUUACAGAUCCAAACGAAUGGUUUGGUGGAGAAUGCGGCAUUCGGUGUCGACAAUUGUUAGCGUUGUUAAGCGAAAUUUUAAUAUAUAACACAGAUUUAACUAAUCUUAUAACGAGACAACAAACAAUGGAAGUCGAUGAUGCAGACGAUGAUGGCUUUUUAAAUGUAAUAUUGGAAUCGUUAAAAAUUAUAGGCAAAAUUAGGAAAACCAAUGAACAUAGUGGCUUCUUAGCUGGAGUAUGCUGUCUAUUGGAGAAACUAUGUCAAAAGCUGGAAGGACCUGACUAUUGUAGUUUAAUUAAUGAAAAAAUGUGCAACAUGACAAAGGAAAUUGUAUUUGCCAGGCCCAAUUCAGUUACAAUGUUUUACUUGUCAAGAGUUCUCAAGGAUGCUUCAUUACAUAAAGAAUUUGUUGAGUCCCUGUGCUUGAAACCAACACAGGAUAAUCUAAUAACCAAAAAGAAUAGAGGAAUUAUACUAUUUCAGAAUAACAGCUGCAUUUUAGAAGUAUUCAGUCUAAUCUAUAAAGAUACGUUGGCACACGACGAUUGUUUGAAUAUUGAGAUUAACCUGGAGAAGCAUCUAAAUGUUUUAAAGUUUAUUUCCAAUAUCCUGGCUUCAAAUGCAUCGUGGACUUAUUACCAAGAAAAUACACAUUACAAUUGCCUCUUUGAACUGAACAAAUUGAGCAUUGUUCUCAUACAUUUUGCAUUCAACAUAUAUGAAAACUGUGAAGGUGAUCUAUUAGAAGAAUUUGUUAGAAUCUGUGUGAAAAUUCUGCACGAGUUAAAUUUUAAAUCGUACGAAUUCAUAGAACGAGACGUGAAAAUUUGUGCUCAAUACAAAUUGAUUAAAGACCGAUUGAUUACAUUACAAACAAAAAUUAAGUUUAGAGAUUUUGAUGAUAAAUGUUUACAAACUCUUAGCUUCGUUUCCACCGAAGAAAUACCACCAGUAGAUAAAAGUCAAUUAGAAAAUCUAGAUUUAUGGUAAAGGUAAAAAUGCCAUCUAUUGUU